Molecule: messenger RNA, 2136 nt
Organism: Phragmites australis (common reed)
Lineage: Eukaryota; Viridiplantae; Streptophyta; Magnoliopsida; Poales; Poaceae
Product: protein FAR1-RELATED SEQUENCE 5-like
Exons: 2
Coding region: 1-2136 (711 amino acids)
Biological process (GO): regulation of DNA-templated transcription
Molecular function (GO): zinc ion binding
Source: RefSeq, a predicted model, not a curated record
AUGGCAUUUGAAGGUAUUGAGGCUGUGGAGGAAUUCUACAAGUCCUAUGCACACCGUGUGGGUUUUGGAGUCCGUGUUGGGCAGCAAAAGAAGUUACAAAAUGCAGUGGUACGAACCAAGCGCUUCUUGUGCAAUAGGGAAGGAUUCAAAGAAAAGGGUAAUGAGAAUGUUGAUCCCUCGAAGAAAAGGCAUAAGAUGAAGUCCAGUAGAUGUGGAUGUCAAGCGCAUAUCUUCGUCAGGUUGUGCGGUGAUAACACUUACAAGAUAGACUCAUGGGUUGAACAGCAUAACCAUGGUCUUGUGUCUCCCGAUAAACUUCAUUUGAUUAGAUCAAAUCGUGAAGUCAGUGAGAGGGCAAAGAAUACACUAUACACAUGCCACAAAGCAAGCAUAGGCACCUCCCAGGCAUACAGGCUCCUUCAAGUCAGCGAGGGUGGGUUCGAGAAUGUCGGAUGCACAAAGAGGGACUUACAGAAUUAUUACCGUGACUUAAGGUAUAAAAUUAAGAACGCAGAUGCUCAAAUGUUUGUGGCCCAGCUAGCUAGAAAGCAAGAAGUCAAUCCAGCUUUUUUCUAUGACUUUGUCGUAGAUGAUCAGGGUAAGUUGGUGCAUGUGUUCUGGGCAGAUGCAACAAGUAGGAAAAACUACAGUCACUUCGGUAAUAUAUUAUCCUUUGAUUCUACAUACACCACUAAUCAGUACAACAUGAUUUUUGCACCAUUUACGGGAGUCAACCACCACUUGCAAAGUGUGUUUUUUGGUGCUGCAUUCUUAGCAAAUGAGCAGACUGAUUCAUACAUUUGGUUGUUUGAGACAUUCCUUAGAGCAAUGGGAGGGGUAGCACCUAGACUCAUAAUCACCGAUGAAGCUAAGAGCAUAGCAAAUGCUAUUGUUGCAGUUCUUCCAAGCACGGUUCAUAGGUUAUGCAUGUGGCAUAUCAUGGAAAAAGUGCCCGAAAAGGUUGGUCCGGCAGUUAGAGAAGACCCUGAGUUUUGGAAUAGGAUAAACUUGUGUGUUUGGGGAUCAGAAACCCCGGCUGAGUUUGAGUCACAGUGGAGUUCUAUCAUUUCAGAAUUUGGGCUAGAGGGGAACGAGUGGUUUGCUAAUAGAUUUGACAUUCGAGAGUCAUGGAUACCAGCUUAUUUUAUGGACAUAUCUUUGGCAGGCAUUCUCCGAACCACGUCACGGUCGGAAAGUGCAAAUUCGUUUUUUAACCGUUUCAUUCAUCGCAAGCUUGCUUUUGUUGAGUUCUGGCUUAGAUUUGAUACAGCUUUAGAAUGCCAACGACAGGAGGAGUUGAUGGCGGAUAACACUAGCAUUCAUACGACACCUCAACUUAUAACACCGUGGGCAAUUGAGAAACAAGGAAGUGUAGUAUUCACAUAUGCAGUGUUUGAGCAAUUUCAGCGUGAAGUUAUUGCCGCAAGAGACAGCUGUUGUGUUCAAGGUAUUUCACAUGAUGACAAUGUAAAAGUUGUGUCCCUUAGAGAUGGCCCUACUAAGGUUAGGGAGGUCCGUUACGAAAAGGAAACCAUGCUAGCUGAUUGUUCAUGCAAGUUAUUUCAGUCAAAAGGUAUCCCAUGUCGCCAUAUUAUUCUAGUACUGAGAGGUGAAAAUCAAAACGAGCUUCCCGCGUACUACAUUAUGAAAAGAUGGGGAAAAAGGUGUAAAAGGGAGAGUAUUUAUGAUGACCAAGGCAAUCCACUAGAAGAGAAGCCCACUGAUCCAUUGGAUGCGGCAAUGAGAAAGAAGAUUUCGACUGUUCGCAAUAAGUUCGAAGAUCUCAUUCAAAUGGCUAGGCACUCAAUUGAAGGAAUUGAGUUCUUAACCUCGAGUGUGUUCAACCUUGAGGCACCUCUACAACAUAUGGUUCCGGCUAUUAAGCAAACUAGGCAAGAGGAAUACGAGGCUUUUAUUGGAUGCAACAUUCCUACCGAAGUCAACAUACACCCACCAAAUGAUAUUAAUUCGAGGGGGAGAAGCAAGAGAAUUAAGAGGGCGAAGGAGAUGAAUCAAGGUGUUCAAAGAAAUAAGAAGAAAGAAGCUAACAAAAGAGUGGCACGCCAAUGCAAGACAUGCAAGCAAGUGGGGUUUCAUGAUACCCGCACCUGUCCAAGCAAAGAAAAACAAGAAUGA